Molecule: messenger RNA, 1107 nt
Organism: Porites evermanni
Lineage: Eukaryota; Metazoa; Cnidaria; Anthozoa; Scleractinia; Poritidae
Source: the annotation of a GenBank genome assembly
AUGAACAACACGGACUUCGACGAUCCUGCAAGUGAAGCGACAGAAAGAAAUGUGAAAAUCGGCUUUUACAUUGCUUUUCUUAUCAUAGGAUUUGGAGGUAACAGUUUAGUAAUUACAGUGAUCGCUGGGAAGAAAAAAGAAAGGACGAUUUAUGAUCUUCUCAUUUUGAAUCUUGGAAUUUCCGAUUUUGGCUUCAUCGUAGUUUUCACCCCAAUAAGCAUCUACUCUUACAUCAAUAAAAUUCACCACAAUUUGUAUUACUGUCGACUAUUAAUACCUCUGGUGACAGCCUUUUAUUUCUUGAGCAUCUUCACCAUCGCCUCCAUGGCAAUAUAUCGCUGUCGGUUGAUAACUAACCCCUAUAGACCCAAGAUGAGGAAGCGAAGUGCAUACAUUUGGAUCACCGUUAUCUGGUUUUCAUCCUUAAUAAUAGUCCUUCCUUUAUCAAUCGUCUCUCAAACUAACAACGGGGUCUGCCUCGAGAAUUGGCCGUCCAUAAAUCAUCGCAAGGCGUACACCGUUGCUCUCUGCAUUUUACAAUUUGUGAUACCUUUGUUAAUCAUUGGUGUGGCGUACGUUAGGAUCGGUAUCUAUCUCUGGCGAUCAACUGUUCCUCAGAGCACCUUAUCCACGUCAAAUAAGAAAAAGGCGCAAAAGAGAAGGAAAGAAAACAUCCAAGUUAUCAAAACACUCACUAUGAUUGUGAUCCUGUUCGCGAUUUGUUUGCUUCCUGGACAAAUCGCUUGGCUUUUGCUUGAUUUUGGAGGUCAAAAGGAAUCAGAUAUCGCAAAAGAGAUUUUUAAAUUUUCAGAUAUCCUUGACAGUCUGCAUGCAUGCGUAAAUCCCAUUAUUUACGGACUACUGAUAGAACAGUUUCGCAGAGAAUACGUCAGAUACUUUUCGUAUUGCUUUAAGUGCGGCACGAGGCAGAUGAUUGUUAUAGAAAAUGAUACAUGCAAUGCAGAGAGCACCAUGAACGUUCUGUCGCCUUUACCAAAGAAAAGGAAUCUCACAUCUGGUAUUGGUGAGGUGGAAAUUGACGCCACUAUCAACUCAAGUGAGUCCUGUGAGUCUAAAGACUUCUUGCCAGGAAACCCAUUGGCAUGA